AUACAGUUAGGAAAUUUAAAAUCAACUGUAUUACAACGUGAGUGGUUUUCUUUUUUCCAAAAAAUUAAAAUAAAUAAUAAAAGUUGUUAAUCUUUUAUGGAAAUAUCCUAUGACAAUCAAAAGAACUGCUACCAUUUGAUUAAGAAUCAAAAGCCACAAAAAUGUUUUUAUUAGAAGCAUCUCCAAAGAAGAAAAUUCAUUUUUCAAUCCAUUUAUUAAAGUAAAAUAAAAAGAAAUGAAGCAAGUUAUCAAAGCAACCAGGCUAUAAAGCGCGACUAAUUGGGCUUCAAUUAGAGAAGAAGCCCAUUGAAAUGCAAUCUACAUAUCCACCACCAAUGGCCCAGUGCUAAAGUACGCAGUCCUUUUCCAUUCCGUUUCGAAACAAUCUGCUUAUCGUCCGCCUCCGGCGUAAUAUAGCAAAUACCCGUCAGUUUUAAACCAGAAAUAACUCCCUCCAAAACCCUACUCCCACUGGCAAGAACCAGCAGUGGAGUUCCAAUGUCGUUUCACCACUUCUUCAUCUUCUCCCUCACAUUCUCCCUCUACUUUCUCUCUCCGGUCGCCGGAGCUACCUCAUUCACCGCAAUCGGAAUUACCUACUCGCCAGCAACCACCGCGACCCACUCGCGGCCCCCUUCUCCCGAACGUAUCUCUGCAUUGGCAAUCUCCCUAGGGAUGAACUCGGUCCGACUCGACCAACCAAACCCAGCCACGAUCAGAGCCUUCCUAUACUCGAACACCACCCUCCUCCUCAACAUUCCCAACUCCCUGGUCCCAUCAAUGGCCGCAAACCGCUCCAACGCCUUCCAAUGGCUCUACACGAUGGUGGUCCCGUUCUUUCCACGGGUCAGGAUCUCUACAAUCUCCGUCGGAAACGACAUUCUAGAAAACUCACCGGAGAACUCGAGCUUCCUCCUUCCAGCCAUGGAAAACGUCCACCUCGCUCUCAGAGAUCUAGGUAUUCGCAAGAUCGACGUCUCCACAACCUUCUCCUUCAUCAACGUCAUCACCUCAUUCUUCCCGCCCUCCGCCGCCCAAUUCCGAGAACCGGCUCUAGGGAACGUAAUAAGCCCCUUGCUCCAGUUCUUGCGCGACACGAAUUCGUCAUUCUUGAUCAACAUAUACCCAUACAACGUGUACCGAAUGAGGAGCGAAAUCCCAAUCGGUUACGCUCUGUUUCAAGAACACGCAUUCGGUUUCAGAGACGACCUCACCACCGGAGUCAGGUACCGGAAUCUCUUCGACGUUAUGGUCGAUGCCGUGAUUUGCGCCAUGGCUGUGUCUGGGCACGAGAACAUCCCGUUGGUGGUAACGGAGACUGGGUGGCCGAGCUCAAGCGGCGACGCUGGGGAAUUAGACGCCAACCCAAUCUAUGCCGAGCUUUACAUGAAGGGUUUGGUAAGGCACUUGAGAUCGGGAUUUGGAACUCCCCUGAGAAAAGAAGGGGUUGCAGAGACUUAUAUAUACGAGAUGUUUGAUAAGGAAGAGAAACUUGGAACUCCUAAGCAGAAUCGGACAUGGGGGAUUCUUUAUCCCAAUAUGACCAAGAAGUAUAACAUUGAUUUUUCUGGGUCGAUAAGGACUGUAAGGAAUUUUUGGGUGAGUCUUAUUGUUGCUUCAAUUGGCUUGUCUCUGUUAUAGAGUUUGUUUUCAGUAAUGGGGUUUGAUGAAAAAGUAUGGCUUGUGCUUUUUGUAUAAAGUAGUUUUGGCUUCUGCUGUUUGGUUUUCAAGAAAAUGGAUCAAUUUUUAAUUUUCUUUUUCUUUGUGAAUGGGGAAGAGUGGGUUGUUUUACGGGGGAAGUUUUCUGCAAAAUAUGAUGUGGAUUGUGGCUGCUGGGUUUUAUACAAGCUAUAAACGUAAAACCUCUCUUCUGAUUCCGAA
This is a messenger RNA of Cannabis sativa, 1881 nucleotides long. RefSeq names its product glucan endo-1,3-beta-glucosidase. NCBI's taxonomy places the organism in Eukaryota, Viridiplantae, Streptophyta, Magnoliopsida, Rosales, Cannabaceae. Gene Ontology annotation, biological process: carbohydrate metabolic process. The record is from RefSeq and is a predicted model, not a curated record. The transcript has a single exon. Bases 499 to 1641 code for a protein of 380 amino acids. Gene Ontology annotation, molecular function: hydrolase activity, hydrolyzing O-glycosyl compounds. Gene Ontology annotation, cellular component: plasma membrane.